Messenger RNA from Xiphias gladius (swordfish), 1401 nucleotides. Its product is annotated as N-acetyllactosaminide beta-1,3-N-acetylglucosaminyltransferase 2-like. Gene Ontology annotation, cellular component: membrane. The record is from RefSeq and is a predicted model, not a curated record. Lineage: Eukaryota; Metazoa; Chordata; Actinopteri; Istiophoriformes; Xiphiidae. The transcript has a single exon. Gene Ontology annotation, molecular function: hexosyltransferase activity. The coding region runs from base 1 to 1401 and encodes 466 amino acids.
AUGGCGCGGUGUUACCGUCGCUGGCGAAACGUGUUAAUCUGUGUGUGCAGCCCAUGCAUCUGCCUGGCCCUGCUGUGCAUCUACGCUGCUGUCGUGUUGUGUAUGAGCAUGAAUGGCACAGCAUUGCCCGGGACCACAGUCUGGGAAAAUGGCCCAGAAAGUGCUCGUUUUGUCGCCUCAGGAACUUUGAGUAACAACAGCUUUGCCGCACUGCCGAAAACUUUCUGGGAGCGCCACUCGCAUGGGGAUGCCUUUUGGAACCUUCUCCAGCUAGGCGUCGACCGCCACCUCAACCCCAUCCUGCACCCCAACAAAAUCAACAGGGGAUUUGACAAUAGCACCUUUUAUGAGUCUCUGCUGAAGGAAAGUUUCUUUGAAGUUUAUGACCGGGAUAGCAUGAGGAGAAACUUUGACAAGUUACCACAGCAGAUGCAAGAGUUUGUGAGCCACAUGCAAAUGAGGGACUACCCAACUCUCAUACUGCCAAAUGGAGUAUGUGGAGCUGGGGCAAAGGAUGAGAAAGAGCUCCCUCUGCUCCUCUUGGCCAUCAAGACAAGAGUGCUGAACUUUAAGAACCGACAGGCCAUUCGACAGACCUGGGGCCAGGUGGGUUGGGUGGCAGGACAAAAGAGGAACAGCAGCGGAGAAGAGGAAGGUGGAGGAUAUGUACGCAGGGUGUUCUUGCUAGGCAAAGAAGACCCUGAGGAGCUGGGAGUAGAUGUAUCGGAGUUAUUGCAGGUAGAGAGUAAACUUUAUGGAGACAUUCUGCAGUUUGACUUCAAGGACACAUUUUUUAACCUCACCUUGAAGGAUGUGCUCUUCUGGAGCUGGUUCUCACGUGUCUGUGGCAGGACUCGCUUUGUCUUUAAGGGAGACGAUGAUGUCUUUGUCAACACCCCGAAAAUGAUAACCUAUCUCCAGGACCAGCUAAAGAAGCCAAAAGCACACGAGACCAUGAAAGACUUCAUGGUUGGAGAUGUCAUAGCUGCAGCCAUACCCAACCGAGUCAACAAGUCCAAGUACUUUAUCCCCGACAGCUUCUACAAGGGCCUUUAUCCUGCAUAUGCAGGCGGGGGAGGAGUGGUGUACUCAGGCCUCUUGACCAAUCGCCUACACAAUAUGUCUAAAAUGGUUCACCUGUUCCCCAUUGACGACGUUUAUGUAGGUAUGUGUAUGAUUCGGCUUAAUGCCCACCCUAUUCACCACCCUGCCUUCCUCACGUUCGAUUUUCCUGAAAAGGAAGAGGAGGAGCUGUGUUCAUACCACAGAAUUCUGUUGGUCCACAAACGAAGUCCCUACCAGGUAGUUAAACUGUGGGCUAACGUGAAAAAGACACAGACGGAGUGUUGGGAUGUGGAUCUGAAGAAUGCAGACAAGAAGAAAAAGAAACCAAAGAUCUAA